AUGGCGUCGCGAGGAGGCCGGAGGAGGCCAGGGCGUUCCCCUGCAUGCCGCGGCGCCGCCGUCUCCGCCCCCGCCUCCUCCCCCGGCGCUCGUCACCAUGAGGGAGUCUUGUACGCCAAGAAGGACUACAACCUGGCCAAGCACCCCCAGGUCGAUGCCUUGAACCUCGAGGUCAUCAAGCUCAUGCAGAGCUUCAAGUCCAAGGAGUACGUUAGGGAGAUCUUCUCGUGGCAGCACUACUACUGGUACCUGGCCAACGACGGCAUUGAGUUCCUCCGCACCUUCCUUAACCUGUCGUCUGAGAUCGUGCCCAACACUCUCAAGAAGUCCGCCAAGCCCCCGUCCCGCCCCUUCGGCUCUGGCCCACCAGAUGACCACCCCAGGUGA
This is a messenger RNA of Triticum turgidum subsp. durum (durum wheat), 387 nucleotides long. The record is from the annotation of a GenBank genome assembly. Lineage: Eukaryota; Viridiplantae; Streptophyta; Magnoliopsida; Poales; Poaceae.